This is a messenger RNA of Dunckerocampus dactyliophorus (ringed pipefish), 1846 nucleotides long. RefSeq names its product IgGFc-binding protein. Gene Ontology annotation, biological process: biological process involved in interspecies interaction between organisms. NCBI's taxonomy places the organism in Eukaryota, Metazoa, Chordata, Actinopteri, Syngnathiformes, Syngnathidae. Gene Ontology annotation, molecular function: carbohydrate binding. The record is from RefSeq and is a predicted model, not a curated record. Gene Ontology annotation, cellular component: external side of plasma membrane. The transcript is spliced from 3 exons. The coding region runs from base 1 to 1596 and encodes 531 amino acids.
AUGUUGGACCCUGCAGUACUGCUGCUUCUGCUGCUGGGGGCGAUAGAGCCACGAUCAUCUGAGGCGGAAAUCAAUAGCGGUUUGAAUUUCCUGGUGGUUUUUCCAGAAAAUGUGGCCUACUUUUACCCUGAAGGCCCGCAGAACCAGGUGCAAGUGACCGCUCUGUACCACGACACCCACGUCACUGUGACGACACCCAGCCAAGUCCAGUUGCGGACUUUGAUCGCCGCUGAGACUCAGCGCUUCUUCUUCUAUGGCAAAGACGAGCUGCACAAAAAGGACGUGUCCCACAGAGUGAUCCAGGUGAGCAGCACCAGGGAGAUCACGGUCCACGCCCUCAGCGCCAAGGCAGACAGCAUCCAGAGCGCUCUGGUUCUGCCCACAGACCGACUGGGCACAGAGUACCUCAUCCCACCCAUACCCAGAAUCCAAGACACCACUGAUCCGGCCGCCAUGGUCAGCACCGUUGUGACCGAGCGAGGCCCCUUCAGGCUCAUUGUUGUCAACGCAGACAAACAAAACAAAGUCAUACUGGAAGGUGACGUCAGCAGAGAGACAGAGAUGGAGCCGUAUUAUGCCACUUCGUUUUGGCUGAUGGCCAACGACGCCUGGAGGGUCGUGAGGGUUCACCAUCCGGUGGCUGUGCUGUUCGGUCACACUUGCGCCGUGACGGACAAUUGUAGCUGCUCCAUGCUGUACACCACACUGCCGCCCGCCGCACAGCACAAGAUGACCUUCGCUGUCCCGACGGCGUUCUCCCAGAAUCAAACCUCCCUGCUUCUGUCCCAGGAAGAACUGUCCACAGUGGAGGACUUAGUUCCAGACGCCCGUCUGGUGGAGAUCAAUGGGAGCGUCAUCCUCUACCAGCCUGGCAUGCUCCUCCCACUCAUCCCGGAGGCUGACUUUGCCUCCUGCUACGUCGUCAACACCAUUCCCGGUGUGCGGAAUUCUGCAGUGAUUGUGGUCCACAAGGACUUCACUGAUGGGGUCCACGUUGGCGGAGCGGCUCCAGAGAAUCCCUCAUGGGAGCAACUGAAAGGGACAGAUCACUUCUCCACUGUUGUGGAGCUCACGUCGGAUACCGCUAUCUGGCACAGUUCCCACAAAAUGGCUGUCUAUUAUGUGGGAGAGAAGGGUGAUGCUCUGUUUGGGAACCCGGCACCUGCCAUCAGCCAGACCUCAGAUCACAGAGGCUGUGUUCUGUCACCUGACAUUCUGGAAAUUGGCCAAGAGGCGGUCGGCUGGCAGGAGUCAGUUAAGUACUGCAGAGACAAGAACCUGCAGCUGGUCAGCUUGUCCACGCUGCCACUGCAGAACUACAUCUACGCUAAAGUCCAGCAGGUACAGGGUGGCAGCCUGACGCGGGCGUGGAUCGGCUUGCGACGCAGCUCGCUGACUGGGCAGUGGUACUGGCUCAACAAGGCGCCUGUCACCGUCACCAAUUGGAAGGGGGCGGAGCCCAGCAGCGCACAGGGUGGCCAGUGUGGGACCAUGAGCCUAGAACUGGGUCAGGACCCUAGCUGGAUUGAGGAAGACUGUUGCCAGCCCGUCCGUCCCAUCUGCUACCGCGGCCCGGUUCUCUUCCCCCUGCAGUAGACCUUUGGAUAACUUGUGUUGUUAUGAUAACAUUAAUGUCAAUGCAAUAUGGUAGUGAUAGGAGACAAAGACAAAAUGAAAUUAGGAUUAAAAACCAGGUCAAAUCUUUAUUGGACUUGUCAAAGUGUGUGAGGGUUGGGGUUUACACUUUUCACUUCCACCAGAGCACUCUGGCCUGCAUUAGCCACAUCCCAAUCCCCACCAGCAAAAUGGCCUUUGACCCCAGAGACAGAGACAGCAGCAGCAGGAG